UACGGCAAACGAUGCACGGACCAGUUCGGUACUACGAGAGAAAAUGAUGCCGGGCCGCGGCUUUUUAACACAAGAGCAAUGCAAACGACGAAAAGGCGCGUGAGCUGUAGCCGAGACCCGCGCGCGCUCAGACGGAAAGUAGACGUUAUUUCACGCGCGCCGUCUCCUCCGUCUCCAAAGCGCGGGACCGCCCGACUCCCGCCUCGACUCAAAAGCCGGUGCAGGAAGCACGCGGCGUCCUUUUCCUUUUCCGCGCAUGCGCAGUGCGCUCUCUCCAGAGCCCGUGCGGUCUAUCGCUGCGAACGAGCCACCAUUGUAUGAUGUCCAGCAAAAUCUCUGGCUCCAGGGUACGGGAAUUUGACUGUUUUACAAGAUUGAUCGUUGCCUAAUAUUGCUUACACCUGGGAGGCAGAUUGAAAGGACCUGAUGCUAGAAAUGGAGAAAUUGACCGAAAAGGCUAGUCUAACCUCCAUUUCACACUCGGUGUCUGUGGUUUUGAAGCCAUUUAAAAUGAAUGAGUGUGGCAUCAAUCAGGCAAACCAACAAGUUACAGUGUCCUCUGUUACACCAACCAUAAUCUCUACCCAGGACAACUACACGAGCAGUAACGUUCAAGUUACUCUGGAGAAUGAAUCGGUUUGGAGUCGGUUUCACAGCUUGGGCACAGAGAUGAUCCUCACAAAACAGGGUCGGCGCAUGUUCCCCUGCUGUCGUUUUAGACUGAGUGGAUUAGAUCUACAAAAAAAGUACUUUCUGGUUAUGGAGAUCAUGCCUUUAGAUGAUUUUACGCACAAAUGGAAUGGAAAGAGAUGGGAGCCGGUUGCAGUGGAUGUACCAAAUGUGCUGGCUCAGAUAAGUGUUCACCCGGAGUCCCCAGCCCUGGGCCAGCAAUGGAUGGAUAGUCCUGUGUCCUUUUACAAGGUAAAGCUGACCAGUGAUUCCAUUGACCAAGAGGACUGUGUGCUUUUGCGUCCAAUGCGCCGAUACUUACCACGACUGCAUAUUGUUCCUGUGGAUCCGGAAUCUGAAAAGACUGUUGCACUCAAUGGUCCAAAUGUUAAGAUCUUCAGCUUUCCCCAAACGGAGUUUUAUGCAGUCACCAGCUACCAGAAUCCCCAGAUCACUCAGCUUAAAAUUGACUGUAACCCUUUUGCAAUGGCCUUUAGAGAAGACACCCAGAGCAUUCGUCUGCUGAAAGACAAACUUGGGCUUUGCUCUUCUGUGGGUUCACCCUUCCAAUCUCCUCUUCUAAGUUUGGCCCGGGGUCUCGGCUUAAAGCGAAAAGAGGGUGCAGUGAAGAGCACAGCCUCAACCUGUAUUCAGAACAACAGAAAAAGAGAUCUUUAUCCAGGAUCGGUAUCUCUUGAAGAGGGAGAGGGGAUCUUUACAAAAAUAAGAAAUGACACUAAAUUAAAUUGCCCAAAUAAUAUACCUUUGUGCCAAGAGAAUACUGAUUACAAUAAGAAUAAUGUGCACAUGGCACCCUUGGAUGUGGAACCAUGUGUGACUGAGACUUUAGAAGAAACCUUGUCAAGCACUGAUGAGCCAUUACCUUCUAUAAGCAGCACUGAAAAUCCAAAUAUUUCUCAGACUUUUGAGGAUGCUGUUAACACUCAAAUAAAUGACACACACAGCGAAUCACCUACACAUUUUUCUGUGCCUGAAAUGAAUGAUGCAGGUUCCCCGCCCAGAUCACCUUACCUUAAUGAUAGUCAUGUACAGGUGCAUAAACCGGGCCAUCUGUGUAGACGUAAAUAUAAUCGUAGGAGAAGAAAAGCUAAAGCCAAAUGGUGGUCAAAAACAAAGUAUGCAAAACCCCUCCCUGCAGUUGUGCCACUUAAAGCUCCAUUGCAGCCAGACCUUGAAGAUGUGGAAGGAAUGUUGUUUGUGUCUUUUGUUGCAAAGGAAGCUUUAAAUAUUCCUGUUGAAAACAGAGAAGAAAGUGAACAAGCUCCACCUCUACUGUGUCCAACACAUGACCAGUCGGAAAAUCAUGAAAGUGAAGAUGUCAGUUUUUCUGUGAAUGAAAAAAUUGCCACGCUGGAGAAAAGUUUACUGUGUCAUCUAAAACAGCAAAAGCAUAGACAGGUCAUCCACCCAUGCCUUCAAGAUGUUGGCAUGAAGUUGAGCCUUCUGGAUCUGAAUUCAGUGAUAGACUUGCAGUACCUUGGUGUGCACUUACCCCUUCCUCCGCCUAUUCAUGAGGAUUUCGAUCAAAUUAAUCCUAUGAAACUUUCAUCUUCUCCUGAUGCAGCUGGAUGUUUUGUGUCUCGGACUGGAAAGACAAACGAUCCAACAAAGAUAAAAGGUUGGAGAGAGAAAUUUCAGGAUAACACAGUACAGAAUGCACAAGAAAUAGGCUUUAAAAACAGUUCAGCAUUCUGCAGUGAAAUGCUGGAUGAGUAUCUUAAAAACGAGGCCCAGCAGAUCAGCGAUCGUUUGGCUGUGUUUUCCAAAUGUUCUGCAUCGCCAGUAUCGUACCAGCUUCCUUCAAAAAGCAGCAGUUAUGUGGUCACCCUGGAUAGUUUACUUAAGAAUCGAUCUAUUUCGGCGAACAAGGUGUACAGCAAACCGACAGGCGAAAUCCUGCCCAAAUCUCCACUUAAAAGGUCUCCAAGCACCGCUGUACCUUUGUCUUCAGCAGGGUUUCAACAGAAGUUACACGGAAGCCGAGAAAAAGGAAGAAAGUUUGUGCAUUCAUAUCAAGCACAUCAACAUGUAGUGUCUAAAUUGCCAGGCAGGAGAUCCACAAGGUUUGUUUCUAAAAGUAGUAUGAGGAAACAACCUGGCAAAUCUCAGCUGACAUGGAACUCCAGUGCAGGGACAGGACGCCACCUCAAUAGUGUGCAGAGUCGUGUGAUAUCUGCAAAAAAAGGCACGAUGCUUCAGAGGAUCGAGGAAGAAGCAAUCUUUCUCGGUAAAGUUCGUACACACGUCACUACCAAGAGAGCAAACUUUGCUCUUACUUCUCUGUUUAAUUUCCAGAAGCCGCGUAGAAGGAGGUUCCCGUUUUACUAUAAAGAAAAGAAUGCAUGUCCUAAGGAUGUCUGUCUUUUGGGCUGCAUAUGUGAUAGCUUGGCCAGGGAAAUCCGAGGGCCUACACACUGUCGGAGAGUUGAGUGCAUGUUUGACUGCAGCUGUUUUAAGCACAAAGUUCUUCUGCUCCACCCUCCAAAAGAGACAGCAAAUAUUCAGCGGGGAAGGAAGAGAGCAGUACUGGCUUUUCCAAUUGCAGACCCAGAGAGGGAAUUUAGACCACCACCACCACCCAGUAUCACAACCUUAUGGAAAAGAACUGAAGGAAAUGAUGACCCGGAACCAUUAUUUGUUCCAGCCUCCCCCAUUUUUUCUAAAAAUGUGUCUCGUCAGGUGCAAGAGGAAGAUAAAGGUUUUGUGUAUCUGUAUUUUGAGAGUAUGAUGACAUGCGCUCGGGUGAGAGAGUACAACAGUAAUCCACCACCUCAGAUUCACAUGUUCCCAACCAAAAAGGAAAUAAAAGAACCUGAACAGCUUAAUGAAAUUGCUGAUGCAAAUAAACCACCAUCUCAAACAACACCAGAAAGAAAUCCAGCUGAGCCUAAACCCAUUAAACUGCUGGAAAUCCUGUCUGAGUGUAACUGGGAACCUCAUCGGAAUCUGGUGCUAAAUGCACUGUUCCGGCACAUGAACAGCGACCUCCUUUAUGAACCUUUCUGCUUUGGAAUGUACAAAAUACGACUUCUUUCUACUACUGUCAAAGGAGCAGACAGGUGCUUUACAAUUAUGUACAAGGUGUGCAUCUCCCGGGCAGAUGAAAAAGAGAUGACCAACGACUUGCAGCCGCAAGUGAAGAAGACCUCGAGAAACCAAUGUUUAAAAAAAGGUUUUAAAAACAAAGUUUCAAAAAUCUGUGAAACGCAAACUCAAAAAGCUGACACUGGUUCUGGGCAGAUAAGAAGUGCUUUGGUGGAAACACAACAACAAAAACCGUCACCCCAUAAGAGGUUAUUACGGGAUGUACCUUCCCUCACCCAUAUUGCUCAUGAUGGCCAUCUCAGGGCAGUUAAAAGCAAACCAGGAAUACACACCAAAGGUCUAAUUAAGGUAAAUGGCAAAACAUACAAUAGAGCAAAACUCCUGCUGGGCCAGUUGGGAGCAUUACAUCCAGUGAAUCGCUUUGCAGCUUUUGUCACUGGUAGGCACCUGUCUGUACCUCAAGAUCAAGAUAAAAUUGUAGAUGAAAAAGGCAAAGCCUGUCCUCCCAAAGCCCCUCGCAAGCCAAGCCUCUUAACGAAAGUGGGAAAUGUUUCAAAUCAAACACCUUCAAAUCGUGUUGUAGGCAGACCUCCUUUAGCUAAUGCACCUGGACCUAACCAUGCUUCCAAGAACAAAGGAGCAAUCAAAACUCCCUUGAAUGCGACUCCAAAACUAGUUGGUAAACCUCCCGUUGUGCCUGAUGGCUCAAGAUUUCUACUUGUACCAAUAUCACCUUCCAACUUUGUACCUGCUCCUUCAUCAGAAACUGCUAAUAGUUCCACCCUUCCACCUGGUCAGCAAGUGGUUCUACAGCCUGCACCUGGAAUGCCGGGGUCACACUUUAUAUGUCAGUACAAUGGCCAAAUGAUCCAACUAAAGCCUCUCAGCUCUGGGCCUGUUGCUCAGCCCAGUUCUGUCAGUGAAGAUAGUACUUCACAGAUUAUACAAACAGCUAAUACAUCUCUGCCAAAAGAAACCAAAUCUCUUCAAAAUCCUUUGACACAAAUGUUACCCAACCACUUCCCUGUCAUUCCACCCAAAGUGCUUUCUUUGUCAGCAAAAAGUGGCAUAAACAUUGCCAGUGGCACACCAGCUUUUAAUUUACAGUCAAGUUUUCCAGGAAAAACAGGGAUGUUCUCUUUUCGAAUAUGUCCCCCUACUAGUGAGGUUAAAUCUGUCGGAUCGGAGCAUGAUGGUAAGCCUCCCGACGCUUCUGUUUACAGUCCUACUCUGGCACUUCCUGGAGGUUUUACCUUGAUAAAACUGUUUCCCCCAGCUGUUCCUGCAAAAGUCACUUCAGCUGCUUCUCAUCGUACCGAAUUACCACAGAACCACGACAGUAUGACGAAAUCUCUCUCACAGAAUUUCUCCUCGAGCCGUGAACAAAACUGUCAAGUCUCAGAAAGCAUUAGCAGUACAUUUCUCCCAUCAAAUUGUAAUUCUGCACCACAGCCUACAGCUGAAAUAAGCCAGAGCAGCAAUGACUUUCCAUUAGAAAUUGCUAAUAAAGAUGAGCCUGUGGAACACUUCUCUGAAUCAGUACAUUUAGAGCCUUCAGGCAAGUAUGACUGGGUAUCUGAAGAUGCUGAGAUGGUGCACAAAAACAUCAGUAAAUCGGAACCUACGGAUGAUUGGCCACAAAAUGAAACAGAGCGAAUCUUGUGGAUAGACUCUGAUGAUGAAGAAGAGAAUAACGGCUUGAAUAAAGAGCCAAAGAAUUUGAAUGUUGCUCCUAAAAGUUCAGCAGCAGAGGAUCCAAGUGAAGACGCUUGUUCUAAAAGCUCUGAUGUUGACCAAAGUCAGUCUAGCAUGUCAAAUCAUGACCUAGAAAACGCCUGUGCUCUGAAUGUAAAUGCUAAAAACAACUUGAACACUGCAAAUAUUAACAAACAUGAGCAAACCUACAAUAAAACAGUUGCCAAUACUAAACUAUCACAUAUAUCCUUUGGCUCUUCUAAAAUGGUAGAACAAGAUAUGAUUCAAGGAAUGAAUUGUCCUCCAGUUGACAUUAAAAAUGAGCCAUACAGUGAACCACCAGAGAUGGAUAUGUCCGUUAACAAGCUUGACUUCAAGAACCAAGACCAAGUAGGACAUCGCACUUUAUGUAUUGGUAAAAUAGAAGCGUACAGCAAACAAGCAGGAAAGAAUACACUUCUCGAUCACUUUCUUACCAAGGAUCAAAAGCUUUUCUCUCAUGAUGAGGUCACUAAGCACCAUAUUGGCUCAGAGGAUAUUUUACCUAUUAUGAAUAAGGAAGAGACCAGUAUAAGUCAGAGAAUGGAAGAAUUUUCCAGUGACCUAAAGAAGCAAGGUUUGGGCUCUAAAAAUAGUUUUCAAAUUCGAAAUCAUAAGGAAAAUUAUAGUCCUGUCAAGACCUUGGCUUCACUGCAUGCUGGAGACAGUCAAGAGAAUAUUGACAUUGCUCUAUGCCCCUUACUGAAUAGUCAGACACCUGUGAUGAACACUCCAUCUACAACACAUCUGUUAAAUACAAAGCAGGAUUUAAAAGAGGAAAAGCGGGAAAUGACAAUUAGGACCGAGCGGUUUAAGUCUAAUACAGAAUUGCGAGAGUUGUCUGAUGAUGAAGACAUUGUUGUGGAUGUGAUAAACGUGAGUGAAAAUGAAGAUGAAGGUCCAACUGACAAGUUUGACCGAGACACGGACACUUCAAGUGAUGAUAGCGAGGAGGACUCAGACAGUGAUAAAGAGGAUUCCAGUAGUGUCUCCACCAGUGACAGUGACACUGUGGGUGUGUCUAGUGAAGAUGAUAUUGACAUUGAAUCAUUUGAGGACAGUGACGUAAAGAUCAUAAACACGAUGAAAAGCCAAACCAGACAUAAAAUAGACAAAAGGACAACAGCUAAAUUAACAGAACAGCAUUGUACGAGCGUCUUUAGCACAUCAAUAUGUGAGCAAGAAAAACGGCAAAAUCACACAGAAAAAGAGCGUGUUCGCCGCAGUGAAAUGCGUCAGCAAUUUAGUGCACUUGAAAAGGCACUAAAUGUUGACGGACGAGUCAGAAUGUGCAAGCAUGACAUUUUAAAUCAGGCUCGACUUGUGAUCCGGGCUCUUGAGAAUCGGGGCCAUUACUUGGAGAAUAAGAAAAAAAUCCUACAUCAGAGACAGUCUGCCUAUCUCAGCAGGAUUUUACUCUUAUCUGGAGAAAAGAGUGGUAGUGGUAAAGACAGUGCAUGCUUUGAAAUAAACUGCAAACAGCAAACGUGGUCAGAGUCCACACACAGUCUGCAAAGCUCGGCUCCAGGUCCUUUGGUAAACCUUCGACGACUAGACAGUGAUGGCAACAGACUCCCGCCUCGUCUUGGAUGCUGGAAAGCCCCUAAUUACAUACGCAAAAGAGCCAGAAAGGCUUUACUGCAGCCUUCUGUUACCACUACAGUGGUUGCAGAUAAGAAUUUAGACUCGCCUCUAAGUCCAGAUACGCAAGGCAGCCAAACUGUGAGCAGACCCUUGCCCUUGGAUAAAACAGGAAUGGGAUCAUUACCGAAGAUUGUGUUGCAGUCAUUCGGCAAUACUGAUGCUGUAAAGCUCAUGCAUGACAUACGGACACCUAGACCAAGUUCUACUGAAGUCUCCGACCCUGCGGAACUGAUAAAGGAUUGUAAUUUGGAUUUGCAAAACCAAAACAAAGAAGCAGAAAAAUGUAAUGCAACAAGAGAUGCUAAUGUAUUGAAUACUCCAGUAUCUGAGCACUCGAACAAAGAGAGUCCAAUUUUAACCUCAGCAAUCAUCGAGAGUGGCGUCAAAACGACCUCAUGGGAGCUGAAAAAGGACGAACAAGUGUCUGUAGCAGAAGUGAAAGUAAGGAGAAAAAAAAGAGCAAAGUGUGAUGUGGUCAUAGACGAGGAUUUAUCCAACUCUGAGGUCUUAGGACCCAGACAGCUAAGACAAAGAACACCUGUAGUUGGAGGGGCCACAUGGGGGAGUAUAAAAAAAAGAAGAAGAAGGAUUAUUUAGAUGUGUUGUUUUGACACUCCAGUGUAUUCACUUUUUCCAUUCAUAAAUAAUGUGCCUUUGAUUUUCCUUUUUUUUUUUUUAUUUCUAAAGAAACAGGAUUUGAAAGAAACUGUAGUUGCACAGCAUCUGCACAGAACUCAAGGACGUAGAGGAGAAAAGUUAUACCUCUUAUUUUAUGAUUGCCUGCUACAUUUGAUCCAACCUGUUAGAAGUGACUGCUUUUCAUUUUUAUGUCUUUUGAGGGCAGUGCAAAUACGGUAUAUGCUUGUGCCCAGACUCAAAAUUGUCAAGAAUACAGUAUCAUUUAAAUGAAAUCAUUAAAUUAAUGUAUGGUUAUUGCCGGUUAUCAUUUCCUAGGAGACCCAUAUUGGGGUAAAGUUACUAAUCUGCAUUUAAUUUUGGUAUAUUCAAUUUACAUGAAUUUUUAUUUGCUAGUGAGGUUUAAAAAAUGAAUUCCCAAUGUGUGAGGUUUUUUCAAUCAUGCCUUUUUUUUUUUUUUUUUAAGCUAAUCCUGUUGGGUCACAAAAAUAUUGCUUAAUAUCUGCCGGUAUAAAUUACUCAUGACCAACAGAUUGUGAGGAGAUGACUGUCAUCAGUAUAUGGGACUGUCAGUGUAUAAAAAUGACAUUAAAUAUAUAAAAACAUUUUAACGAAA
Messenger RNA from Silurus meridionalis, 8365 nucleotides. It is a transcript of the gene magl, whose product is annotated as MAX dimerization protein MGA-like. The transcript has 24 exons. Gene Ontology annotation, cellular component: nucleus. The record is from RefSeq and is a predicted model, not a curated record. Gene Ontology annotation, biological process: positive regulation of DNA-templated transcription; cell fate specification; regulation of transcription by RNA polymerase II. Lineage: Eukaryota; Metazoa; Chordata; Actinopteri; Siluriformes; Siluridae. The coding region runs from base 427 to 7710 and encodes 2427 amino acids. Gene Ontology annotation, molecular function: protein dimerization activity; DNA-binding transcription factor activity, RNA polymerase II-specific; RNA polymerase II cis-regulatory region sequence-specific DNA binding.